AUGCUUUCUGCUCUGAGGUCCUCCUUUUCUCGCUCCAGUUCUCGAAGGACAUUCACCACAAGCGCAGUCCGGCGCCAUGACUUGGCCAAAUUGACAUUAAUUGGCACACUGGUCAGAGAUCCAGAGCCUCGAGUAACAAAGUCAGAGAAAGAAUAUGUCAUGUACACCGUUGCUACCCAAAACUAUCCUCCCCCGCCUCCAGACGCUAACGGAGAACGUCACACUGCCUCCAACUUCCACCGUGUUCUCUGCUUCAAUGAAGGCGCUUCCAGAUAUCUGAAAACCCUCCGCAAGGGAAGCAGAGUCUACGUCGAAGCCAACUACGAAAUCCGGGAGCCAGAGCCUGGUGCUGAACCCUCGUCUCCUCAUGGACAACGUCAGAUCUUCCUCAGGCACGAAAUGAUUCGCCUUUUGAAUGCUCCUCGUGGAGAGCGCCAUCCCAACGAAGAGUCUUCUGAACAACUCUAA
Molecule: messenger RNA, 468 nt
Organism: Coprinopsis cinerea okayama7#130
Lineage: Eukaryota; Fungi; Basidiomycota; Agaricomycetes; Agaricales; Psathyrellaceae
Exons: 5
Coding region: 1-468 (155 amino acids)
Molecular function (GO): single-stranded DNA binding
Source: RefSeq, a predicted model, not a curated record